CAAUUUACAGUAUUUGAAGAAUUUUAACCGAAACGAACGAUAACGACAUUGAUUGACUUUUCUUCAUGCGAUCCGGCAGCAAAUUUCUUUGAAAAAAAAUUUUUUCAGAAUUUAUUAAUUUUUGUCUUCCGGUUGUUGUUCAGCUCUCAUCACAUCAUCUGCAAACCAAAAAUUGAAAAAAAAACCAAACAAACGAAAAACUGAUUUGGAUUGUCAUCAUCCUUUGGGGGGGAUAUUGUCAUUCAAUCAAUCAAUCAAACUUUAAAAAAAAAAUUUGUUCGCGCUCUCGAUGCAGCAACAAAAUUCACAAAUAAUCGAACUUAAGGAUAGAUUGGUACAAGCUCUCGACGAACAAUCAAAUGUUAAAGAUAUCAAUGAAGUUAAUCGAAUUAUAUCCAUACUUGAACGAACACAUGUUACACGGGAUGAUUUGGAGAAAACUAGAUUGGGUAAAUAUAUCAAUGAUUUACGUAGAAAAACAACCGAUAAAGAAUUGGCUAAAAGAGCUAAAAAAUUAAUAAAAACAUGGCGUGAUUUAGCUGUUGGCGGUGGUGGUAAUAAUCAUUCAUCAUCCACAUCCACAUCCGCAUCAUCAAAUAAUAUUUCAACAUUGACCAGUCCAUUUAAUUUGAAUAAUUCCAUAAUUAGUCCACGUGGUUCUAUAAAUAAAUCAUAUUAUGAUUCAAAAUUAACCCCACCGCCUGGUAGUAGUCAACAUCCAGCUUUAUUACGGGUUAAAACUCAACAUAAUGUAUCAUCAUUUAAUUCAUCGAAUGAAAAAUCAAAACCUUAUGGACAACGGUCAUCAUUAUCGCCAAUAGUUUCACCCAAUAAUAAUCAUAAUAGAUUAUUAAAUGUUUCACAAAUUGCUAGUCCAAAAAAUGCUACGGAAUCGAUGACGAUCAAUGGCCGAAAUAAAAGUCCAUCGUUGAAGAAUAAUCAACAACAACAGCUGCAAAUUAAACGAACAAUUUUAACACCACCACCAUUUACGAAUGGUGUUUGUAGUCCAAAUUUACAGAAUUUUAAAAAUAUUUUUACAAAAGAAACAACAGUAUCGCCUAAUAAUGAAUAUCGUCGUCGAACUACACCACCAACACCCAAUGUUCUUGCUGCUGCUGCUGGUGGUAGUGCAAGUCUUGAUUGUAGUCCAAAUGAUUCUUUAGAUUCAUUCGGAACUGCGAAUAAUAAUCAUAAAAAUUUAGAUAUUCAUGAUGGUGAUAGUAAUUCAUCACAAUUAUCAAAUCUAAGUAAUGAUUGUUCGAAUAAUAAAUGGGAUGAUGGUUCCAGUUCAAAACGAUCAUAUCGUAAACGAAAAUUGGAAGAAAGUGAAAAUGAUUCAUUACGUGAAAAUAUUAAUUAUGUUAUGAGUUAUGGUGGCCGUCGACCACAAUCAACACAAGAAUUGAUUGAAAAAUUGAAUGUAAAUUUAUCGCCAAAAAUCCUGCUGAAUAAACAUAAUGAUUUGAAAACCACAUCAUUUUCGGCAUCAUCUUCACCGUGUAUAUCACAACAACAACCACCACCAUUGACCAAAGAUUCUAGUUUAGAUUUUAGAAAAACUAAUCAUCAUAAUCAUCAUCAUCUAAAUGGUUAUCAUAAAAAACGUAAUGGUUUUCAUUCGGAAGAUAAUUCAUUAGAUGGUUUUGAUAAUGUUAUUUUGAAUAAAAAAUUGGCACAAGUUCGUCGUUUACGUCAUAUCGAUAAUGAUGAUGUUGUUGAUAAUAUCCGUGAGAAUUCAAUCUCACCGGAUUCAUCCAAAUUCUGUGAUUCAUAUGCGGGUGAUGAAGAAGAAGAAGAUGAUGAUGAUGAUGAAUAUUAUGAAGAUUCGAAUGAAGAUGAUGAUGACGAUGACGAAGAAGUCGAUGGUAAUAAUCGAUCUAAAUCGAAAAAAUCAUCACAUAAUUCGAAUACCACAUUAUCAUCAUCAAAAUGUCGACAAUUUGAUCGACUAUUUAAUCAUGCACAAAAAAUUGAUCAAGAAAUUCAGGAUAUUUAUUCAAAAUUACCGAAAGUUAAUCCUGAUGAUUUUGAAUUGAUGCAAAAAUUUUGUUUUGAUAAUGAUGAUGAUGAUGACAAAAACAACAAUAUCAUUGCCGAUGAAAAUGAGCAACAACAACAACAACAACAACAGCAGCAACCAACAAAUGAAUCAGAAUUUAUCGAAGAAUAUGAAAUUGAUGAAAAUAGUAAACAUAUUUCAUCAUCUUUAGAUAAUAAUGAUAACGAAACGAGCUUUCAAUAUCAAAUAACAACCAAUUCAAAAUGUGAUAUUUCUAAAUGUGAUAAUAACGAUAUUAUCGUUGAUGAAGAGCGAUCUUUGAACGAUGAUCAUGAUGAUGGUGGUGGUGAUGGUAAUGAUGGUAAACAAUCAUCACCACCAUUAUCAUCAUUUGACCAGCAAGAAAAUAGUAUUAAUUUAAUCAAUAAUAAUGAAGAUGGUGAAUCAACAAAAAAACUGGUCAAAUUGAUCAUACGGAAAAGGCGACGAAAACAAACACGGCAAUCAAAUUCGAAUGAUAAUAAUGAUGAUAAUGAUAAUGACCAACAAAAACGAUUGACAACAUUGAUUGAUCGUUUAGAAAAUGAACAAUGGGAAGGUAUUAAUGGAAAUUAUGAUAAAGAUGGUGUUUGGCAUGAUUUUAGUGAAAUGACAUCAUCCUAUGUAAUGACUGGUGGUAAUAAUAUUAAUGAAAAUUGUCCGAUAACGGAAGAAAAUGUAUUGCAUAUUUUGCCUUAUGUCAAUUGUACAUGGUGAUAAUAUUUUAAAACUGAAAAAAAAAUUUUCACAUCCACCCAGAUAUUAAUUAAUU
Messenger RNA from Dermatophagoides pteronyssinus (European house dust mite), 2813 nucleotides. RefSeq lists its product as uncharacterized. Gene Ontology annotation, molecular function: transcription coregulator activity. Gene Ontology annotation, biological process: positive regulation of gene expression; regulation of transcription by RNA polymerase II. The record is from RefSeq and is a predicted model, not a curated record. NCBI's taxonomy places the organism in Eukaryota, Metazoa, Arthropoda, Arachnida, Sarcoptiformes, Pyroglyphidae. Gene Ontology annotation, cellular component: core mediator complex; mediator complex; nucleus.